AUGCCAGAUUUGAUGAACUAACCCCAAAAGCUUGAAUAAAUUUAGUAAUAAUUCUUCGUUAGUGGAGGUGAAUCACUUUUGAGUAAAAUGGGAGGAAUGUUAUUAGCUAAAGCAUUUUUGCCAAGUGGAGCUCAUAUCAAGCAAGCAUUAGUUUACCUAGAUUUAGCAAUCAAAACUGAAUUAGUACUUGUAAGCAGAUAGUCUUAAUUAGCCUUUUAGAACGAUUUGACUGCCUCAUUAUUUUGGUUUUCUCUUGUUGAACUAGCUUUAUUCAUUUUCAGCAUGCUAUUGUUCUUCACUGAUCCAACUGAAAUGGUUUAUAUUUGGUUUCAUAUUUUCCAUGUACUAAGAGGAGGAGUUGGGCUUAUUUUGAUGAAAAAGUUGCCAAAGUCACAUCAAAUGGCGAGCAACAUGUCUAUACCGAAAGAUGAUAAAAUGACAUUCUAAGCAAUUAUGAAUUAUAUUAUACUGGCUGCCAGAGAUGCUCUAAAAGAUUUCUCAAAUCAAACUAGAAAAUGGUUGAUCAUCUACUUUAUUUCAACAAUUGUUUGUUUACUUUUAGAUCUAAUCUAGUUCUUUUCCUAGAUAAAAGAUUUCGGAAUGGUACAGUCAGCCUAUGCUGAUCUAUCCAUGAUUACAAUUGCUUCUAUUUUUCUAUUUAUUGAUUGGUACUAUAUUGUAUGGAUAUUAUCACUCCAAUACAAAUUUCCAAACUACAUCUCAGCCUAAUUUGUUAAAGGUCUCUUUGGCCUCAUGGAAUCACUCCAUUCAUCUCUGGGAAAUUAUAUUAGUAGCUAAAAAAGUUACUUUGAUGAGUAAUAUCACGGAUAGGCUCAAAGAUAUAAUUAUGUCGAAGGUGAUGAUAUCGGUAUUUCUGCAGGAAGUUAACCCCAGAAUAAAGCAGUAAACUACCCAAAGCCUUAACAAGAGACAUUAUUUUAAGACUGA
This is a messenger RNA of Stylonychia lemnae, 948 nucleotides long. The record is from the annotation of a GenBank genome assembly. NCBI's taxonomy places the organism in Eukaryota, Ciliophora, Spirotrichea, Sporadotrichida, Oxytrichidae.